UUUGGUGAUCAGUAGCUCAACACCCCCCCCCCCCACUUACAAAACCAAACACCUUUGACCAGACAACAUAAACCAAUUGCUAUGGGAGUUCUUGAAAAAGCUCACAACAUAAAGAUCCUAGGCUCCGGCAGCCAGACCAUAAUCUUGGCACACGGUUUUGGUACGGACCAGUCGGUAUGGAAACAUCUGGUACCUCAUCUAGUAGACGAUUACAAGGUUGUUUUGUUCGAUACGAUGGGGGCGGGUACGACGAAUCCUGAAUACUUUGAUUUUGAUAGGUAUGCUACCCUUGAAGGGUUUGCAUACGAUGUUAUUGGCAUUCUUGAGGAACUUCGGGUUUGUUCAUGUAUAUAUGUUGGUCACUCGGUGUCUACUAUGAUUGGGGCUUUGGCUUCUAUUCUUCGUCCUGAUCUGUUUUCUAAACUUGUAAUGAUUGCGGGUUCUCCGAGGUAUUUGAACGAUCCAGAUUACUUUGGAGGAUUUGAGCAAGAAGAUCUUGACCAACUAUUUGAAGCAAUGCAAUCGAAUUAUAAGGCAUGGUGUUCUGGUUUCGCUCCAUUAGCAAUUGGCGGGGAUAUGGAAUCUGUAGCAGUUCAAGAAUUUAGUCGAACCCUUUUCAAUAUGAGACCAGACAUAGCCUAUAGUGUCUUACAAACCAUAUUCCAAAUUGACAUGAGGAAUCUGUUGCGUCAUGUUACAGUCCCAUGUCACAUCAUACAAAGCAUGAAAGAUCUGGCGGUUCCAGUGGUUGUGGCUGAGUACCUUCACCAGAACCUUGGUGGUGAGUCCAUUGUUGAGGUCAUGUCGACUGAUGGUCAUCUCCCGCAGUUGAGCUCCCCAGAUGUCGUGGUUCCGGUCAUUCUCAGGCACAUUCGUUGUGAUAUCGCGUUGUAGUUAUGUUUAGGUUAUUUGUUUGGGUUACUUUAAUUGGUUGUGUGCACUACAACUUGUUGAUAAAGCCUUCUUAUCAGUUUGGAAUAAUAUUGUAAUAGUGUGUAUGCUUCUUUUUUGGUACUUACAUAUCUUUUGUAUAUAAAACUUUCUUUUGUGUACUUUAA
Molecule: messenger RNA, 1058 nt
Organism: Helianthus annuus (common sunflower)
Lineage: Eukaryota; Viridiplantae; Streptophyta; Magnoliopsida; Asterales; Asteraceae
Product: probable esterase KAI2
Exons: 2
Coding region: 82-894 (270 amino acids)
Biological process (GO): response to karrikin
Source: RefSeq, a predicted model, not a curated record